This is a messenger RNA of Moneuplotes crassus, 2787 nucleotides long. Lineage: Eukaryota; Ciliophora; Spirotrichea; Euplotida; Euplotidae. The record is from the annotation of a GenBank genome assembly.
UCCAGGACGUCAAAUCUUCCCUAACGACUGGGAAAAAUGAACCCAGGCUUUUUACUAAAAGGAUGAGCAAGAAAAUGAGUGAUAUUAAUCUGAUCAAACAAAAUAAUACAUCUAGAUUGUUGACACCUGUGAUGAGAACUAUUUCUGAAGACACCCUAAGGCUCUCGAAGGUCAAAACUGAAGAGCAUGCUUCACAUUUUGAUAUAGCCCCUCCACCAACCCAAACCAGAGACACUUUUAGUCCAAAAUAAUCAAGGGUUGUAUUCUUUAAUGGGAAAUUCAAGAAAUAUUAGCUCUGUGAAACCAAAGACCUCAAUUCUACAGAGAAGGACAAAGAAUAAGACACUUCAAAAGAUGAUCCAGAGACUCAGAAAGAAUGACUGUAGAAGCUUAUCUCCAGUUUUAUCAGCGAGGGACUCUAUAAGAACAAGAAAUAUACCUGAGAAAAGUGAUAUCUCAUCUAAAACACAGACUGCAAAUAAUCGAAUAACCCAGCAGUUAAAAUAAACUAUCAAAUCUGAACCUUGCUAAAAAAGCUGAAGAUACAAGUGCUAAUAAGGUCAUUCUCGAAGCUAAAGAAGAAAUUCUAUACUUGAUCACUAAAGUGCACAAAGUAGUUAUGAAUAACCAUGAUAACCCUGUAUUCGACUCUGAGGGUAAAAAGCUGCCAGGUGUUCAGCCUGGAAUGGUGAAUAUCAUAAAUAUCGGCCCUCUCCAGGUUCAGUAUUUUAGGAUAGACACCCUACAUCAAGAAGCACCUCUGACUGUGAAGAUUGUUGAAGAUGAGAAAUCCAAAAGAAGAAUGCAAAAUGAUAACUUCAUAAAAAUCUAUCUUUCAUACUCAAAGGAGUACCCUGAUUCUAAAAAUAAUGAUGGUGUUUUCCAAACAGGAAAGAUAUUAAUAACAACUCCAAGCGGAGAUGGAAGGUUCAGCUUUGAAUGUUGCUCUUUUGCUAUCCUUUCGAGUAUUGACUGCCAAUUGAAGAUAGCUUAUUAUUUCAAAAACUCUAGCCCUAUUGCGAUUAUGAAUAACUCAGGCCCAAAAACAGAUUAUGUGCUUAACAGUGGAGAUAUUGAUGUCCUCUCCCGUAUGAACACACAAAUAGUUCACACUGAUCGGAUAGAGACUGAAAAAUUUCAGUAUGCUAACAAAACAAAGAAGAUCCAGUUGAAAAUUGAGCAAAUUGUUAGCAACAAAGAGUAUUAUAAGCGUUUUAUAAAAGAAACUCAGGAUAUCCUUUCUAACAGAUUUAAAAGGUUCCUUAAGGCUAAAAGAACUAAUAAUUCUCGUGCCACUAAAAUGAGAGAAUAUCUCAACACGAUCCCUGAGGGAGUUGGCAUCAAUGAAUUUAGACAGCAGUCUUGCAGAUCUCGCCGUGAAGUAAUUAAAAAUUUUGAUCGAAAGAAAAAUAUCUUCUAUCUUGACCGAUGGGAGUACCUCAAUAAGUUGAAGAAAGAAAGAGUUGAAGAUGCAAGAAUAAAAAUGCAGAAGCAUGAUUUGAUUAAGCAGUAUUUAACUCUAUAUUCCAUCUACAAUUUUAUCAACACUGUUAAAGAUAAGAUGGUACGGAAAAAAGCCCAAAAAAUUUAGCAUUGUAAUUGGCGAAAUGGCUAGCAUGAAGAUGCAGUUUAACUUUAAAAGUUUCUGCAUGAAGAAGGGCGUGUCAAUCCACAAGCGAAUGCAGGUUUUGGUUAGACAUUCCAUCUGAUCAGCAAUUUUACUAAAACGCAGUGGGACAGAGUACAAAGCUAGGAAGAUAUUGCACCAAUUUUUAGUAGCUCGAAAGGUCAGGUCUAUGUUUAGAUAUCGUUGCAUAAGCUAUGCAGAAAAGAAGAAACUUCUUCCUCUAAAACUCAUGGAAAUCAUCAAAGUAAGCAGAAUCAGAAGGAAGAAGCUUCAGCAUAUGUGGGAAGAUCAGAGAUCUAAAAUAAUCUAUGCUUACAGGAAUCUUAAGAAGAAAAACAAAAGGAUCAGAGAGACACUCAAAAGGCUAAAGCAUCUCAAUCCCCAUCUGAGGAACAAAUGCCUCCAGAUGUAUUUGAGAACUUGAGGAGUUGAGCAUAGCAUUGCCUUUUUCAAAUGGAGAGAUAUAGAUUCUCCAGAUGCAGACUACUGUGUGAAAGAAAGCUCUAAAUAAAUUGGUCAAAUGUAUCAAGGCUGAACAGAAAUAUUUCAGCUUUGAAGAUCAGAGGAAAAUGAAUGACUCCAUUAUGGUUAUUGAAAUCACUGAAGAAAAUACAGAUGCACAAAAUAAUGAUAUCAUGAAUGAAAUUAACGAAAAUACUCCUGGGAUGGGAGAUACUACCUCUUUCAACGAGAAAAAGGAGCCUGAUAAGUCUCUAAAACUACGAUCUAUUUUUGAACAAAUGGACAUGGAUUAUAUAGUUGAUGAAGAAGAGUAUGAGAUAGAUGAUUUGAAUAUUGUAGGCAUAACUUUUCCUAAAAGUACUAAUUCUAAGCCUACAAAGAAGAAACGCAAACUUAACUUCAAACAAGCUGUUAAAUUUGUAAUAAAAAGGACGAAUUAUAGAAAAUAAAAGCUGUCAGAGAUUACAAAAGAUAGAAAACGAUAACCCAAGACAUAAAUCGUUCUUUACCACAAUAAAUAGAAAAUUAAUGAGAGUUGAAGGUUCAGAAGAUAUGGAUCCACCUGAAUUCCUAUACAUACCCUCAAGGACUCUCAUGAGGUACAUGAUAUUGAGAGCAUGUUAUAUUCAAGAUCCUGAUCAGUUCAUGAAAGAUACCACAUUGUUAACUUUGGAAGAAUUUUAAUUUCAACACUUAUA